Mytilus trossulus (common blue mussel) is the source of this 2646-nucleotide messenger RNA. RefSeq names its product vacuolar protein sorting-associated protein 16 homolog. Gene Ontology annotation, cellular component: HOPS complex; cytoplasm; lysosomal membrane. Bases 81 to 2573 code for a protein of 830 amino acids. The record is from RefSeq and is a predicted model, not a curated record. Gene Ontology annotation, biological process: endosomal transport; intracellular protein transport; vacuole fusion, non-autophagic. Lineage: Eukaryota; Metazoa; Mollusca; Bivalvia; Mytilida; Mytilidae. The transcript has 22 exons. Gene Ontology annotation, molecular function: actin binding.
UACAUUGAUGUAAGGGGCGGUUUGAGAAAGCAGAAGAAAACAGAUCUAGCAAGUGUCAAAGGGUGGAAUACUAGUUCUUAAUGGCAACUGCCGACUGGAACCCUCUUGGGGACGUUUACUUAAGAAAGACUGAGCUGUAUUCUAUGGGAUGGGCUGACAUAGUAGAUCUCAAUAAGUUUGUAGCGGUGGCAUCAUGUCAGUAUGGUGGACCAAUUGCAUUGUUACGAGAUGAUGCACAAACAGCCAGGGUACAGGUCAGCACUAAGCCAGUUAUCACCACCUAUACAGCAGCUGGUUAUCAAAUAGGACAAAUGAGGUGGAACAGUGGACAGAUUGUAAAGAUGGGCUGGACAGUUACUGAAGAUCUGCUCUGUGUACAGGAUGAUGGUGUUGUCUUAGUCUAUGACUUCUUCCUUAAUUUCAAAAGAACAUUUGGAUUGGGACAGGAAGCCAAAGAUGUGAAGGUGAUAGACUGUCAGAUUUUUAAUAGUUUCCAAGGAACUGGGAUAGCAAUUCUAACCAGUACAUUUAGAAUAUUUAUAAUCAAUAGUGUGGACGACCCUAGGAUACGAAGAUUGGCCGAAGUUCCAGGAUUGCAGACAGAACCUAGUAGCUGGACCAUUAUAAACUUAGAUCGUCAGUCCCGAGCACUUGUAGCUAAAGGGAAAGAACUCUAUUUAAUUGAUCAUGGUGGACAGUUCCAGUAUCAGAGUCCCCAGAUUUCAGCAGAGGUUAAUGAAUAUGUUAUGAUGUCUGUAUCUUACAGUAAUAAAUACCUGGCCAUGUUUACUGAUUCAGGUGUAAUUUGGAUUGGCUCCUCAGAUUUACAGAAAUGUUAUUGUGAAUUUAAUACAAAGUCACCACAGUGCCCACAACAAUUAGCAUGGUGUGGCAGUGGAGCUGUUGUUGCCAUGUGGGAUAAAAUCAUGUUGGUAGUGGGACCAGAUAAAGAUUGGAUCAAAUUUCAGUUUGAUUCCCCUGUACACCUAACUCAAGAGGAUGAUGGACUUCGCAUUAUACAAAAUUAUCAGCAUGAGUUUUUACAUAAAGUUCCAGAUGUAACAGAGAAAAUAUUCAAAAUAGGCUCUAUGGAACCAGGAGCCAUGUUGUAUGAAGCUAACAGAGAAUUUAUGAAAGGAAGCCAGAAAGCAGAUGAAUAUGUCAGAAUGAUCAAAGACAAACUAGAUGUAGCAGUAGAUCAAUGUAUCCAGGCAUCAGGUCAUGAAUUAGAACCAACAAAACAGAAACAGCUACUAAGGGCUGCUUCUUUUGGGAAGUGUUUUUUAACAGAUUAUAAUCCACAAGCCUUCGUUGACAUGUGUCAGAUGUUACGAGUACUUAACCAAGUCAGGAAUCAUGCCAUUGGAAUACCAUUGACAUAUACACAAUUAGAAAAAUUAACAACAACUGUUUUGAUAGAUAGACUAGUAUUGAGGAAAUUCUUUGCAUAUGCUAUCAAGAUAAGUCAAUAUUUGAAGAUACCAGAAGCUGAAGGAAGUUCUAGAAUACUGGCCCAUUGGGCAUGUUACAAGGUUAAGCAGAAGAAUCAGGAUGAUGAAGUCAUUGCACGAGCGAUUGCCCAAAAACUUGGUGAUACACCAGGUGUCUCUUACUCAGAAGUAGCCAACGAAGCUCUGGAAUGUGGCAGAGAAGAACUAGCCAUUAGAUUGUUAGAUUAUGAACCAAGAGCUGCCCAUCAAGUUCCACUACUGAUGAAGAUGCAUAAAGAUCAGAUAGCAUUAUCAAAAGCUAUAGAAAGUGGGGAUACAGAUUUAGUAUAUACAGUACUCUUGAGAUUGAAGGAAUCCAUGACACAAGGUGACUUUCUGAUGUCUAUUAGAAGUAUGCCUAUAUCAUAUUCCUUGUUCCUACAGUACUGUAGACAACAGAACCCUAAGUUACUGGAAGAUUUAUAUUACCAGGAAGAUAAUUUUAUAGAGGAGGGUAACUGUAAAGUCAUGAGGAGCUUUGAUGAUGAGCGAUUGGAUGAUAGAACAGAAACUCUGAACCAAGCUAUUAAAUGCUAUCAGAAAGGCAGACAUGAUUUUGUGAUAAAACAGACUGAGGACCAAAUUAAACUUUUAAAAUAUCAAAAACGUUUAGAGGAAGAAUUUAAUCGACCAUAUAUGGAUUUGUCAUUGCAUCAGACUAUUUAUAGACUAACAGUGGAAAACAACUUUAAAGUUUCAGAACAGUUAAGAAAAGAGUUUAAAGUUCCAGAUAGAAGAUACUGGUGGAUAAAAAUCCAAGCUCUAGCAGAGGCAGGGGAAUGGGUAGAACUAGAUAAAUUCUCCCGCAACAAGAAACCACCAGUUGGAAUGGAAGCUUUUGUAGAGGUUUGUGCAAAGCACCAUAAUGUAAAUGAAGCUAUGAAGUAUAUGUCCAGAGUCAGUCCAGAACAAAAAGUCAGAUGUCUUGUUAAAGUAGGGAACAAGAAAGCAGCAGCAGAUACAGCAUUCGAGAACAGAAAUGAAGAGGAAUUAAAUUUUGUUUUGUCGAAAUGUGGACAUUCUGAUAGACAAUUAGUAGAGGGCAUCAAAACAAUGAAACAACAGUUAGGCUCAAAAAGAUAAUCCAAGACAAUUAGAUGUAUUUAUUUGUCAUACUUGUGCAAUAAACAUUUUAAUAUUAAAUCAUAUUUAUACA